Molecule: messenger RNA, 5197 nt
Organism: Pecten maximus
Lineage: Eukaryota; Metazoa; Mollusca; Bivalvia; Pectinida; Pectinidae
Product: tachykinin-like peptides receptor 99D
Exons: 2
Coding region: 494-1798 (434 amino acids)
Biological process (GO): neuropeptide signaling pathway
Cellular component (GO): membrane
Molecular function (GO): neuropeptide receptor activity
Source: RefSeq, a predicted model, not a curated record
AUGUACUUCAGCAGGCUCUCUACCAGUAAUCAGCAUUUCAAAAAGGGUACCAGCGAACCGCAAUCUCAUUGGAACUGUGGACACCAACGAAACAGCAAUGUUAUUAGAGUGACGAGUACCAGCCAAACAGCCAUCUGAUUGAUAUCAACGAAACUAUCGUUUAUCAACGACAGGUGCCAACGAAACUGUCUUCUAAACAGCAGUGUGAUUGGAAUAGCGGGUACUAAUGAAACAAUAAUCAAUUCUUUCUUUGGAUUUUAACCACAGCAGCAUCACGACUCGUGUCAGUCUGGGUACGGACGACCAAGGCCAGAGUCGGUGAAAUAAACUGACAGUUAUGAGGGAGGGUGACACACGGCAGACAUUGGCAAUAGGACCCUCACGAGCAGUGAUUGCGGAAGUUUAAGGAAUAUAUACUGUGGCAUUCGAUGGCCUUCCUCGACCUCCCUUACAAUAGGUCCGACCGUCGUUGCUAAAGAACAAGAGGAAUCGCAUGUUCGAUGAAUUUGAUAUGAAUACGCCGACAUCCAAUAUGGCGGAUGACUUUACAUCUGACUCUCUUGGACCUACUAGUGUUGAUACCACCACGUUAUUGACGACGCAGGUGAUGGCUCUUGCUUCUACUUCAACACAUAUGAAUUUUUCAAACAAUUCAGAUCAUGCGAUAGCACCGGAAGUAAUGAUACGUAUGCUCAGUAUCGGAAAGUUCGAACGUCUGGUUCCCGCCGUCAUAUAUACCGCUAUUCUGAUGGCGAUCGGCACUCCAGGUAACGCCAUUGUGUGGUUUAUAUAUUAUUCCAGAUGGAGACGAAGCUCUACCAGGAUUUUUAUCUUGGCGUUGGCCACAUUGGAUCUUAUAAACUGCACUUUAACACUUCCAGUUGAAGUCUUCAUGUUAUUCAAUUACAUCGUGUUCGAUCACAGCUUCAUCUGUAAACUGUCCCGAUUUACUACGUACACGUGUAACUGUGCGGCGGCUCUCAUCCUCAUAGCAAUAGCUGUGGACAGGUAUCAGCGGAUAUGUAAACCACACGAGAACGCGAUAUCUACCAGGACUUCUAAACUCAUAUGCUGGCUUUCCGUAAUGUUGUCCCUAUUGACAACAUGGCCGUCCCUGGUGAUCUACGGGACGCAGGAUUACCCUUUACACGGCGUGGUGUUGAAGGUCUGUCUGAUAGAAAACGCAUACGUGUCCACGCCAUACCCUCUGGCCUAUUUCACCUUUAACUGCAUCUGUACACUCAUCAACUUCGUCACUCUCACUGUGCUCUACAUAUUAGUUGGUGUUCGCGUCUGCCAACGCUGGAAGUUCAGGUCCACUUCCGUUCGCUCGUUUUCCUCUGUUUCCAUGGAAGAUGACGAAGACUAUCCGACGGAGAGGCAUUCUUUAAAGAAACAUAGUAAGCGUAGUGCCAGCACAGAACCGCCUCCAAGUCCACGUGCUGCCAUCAAGAUGGCGUUCAUAGACCUUAAAUCCACAUUCAAACGUACUAAAAGUACCGUAUCGGACAAAAGAGUGUUACGAAUAGGUAAAACGACACUCAUGCUUUUUCUUGUGACUCUGGUGUACAUCGUCAGUUUCUUACCGUUUCUCGGCAUCGCCAUACACCGUUCUAUUAACCCUUCGGCCUUUGACGGACAACAAAAGGCUAACGAGAUGGUGUACCACGUGUUCCUAAGGUCGUAUCUCCUUAACUGUGCCAUCAACCCAAUCAUCUAUUCAUUUUGUAAUGACAUAUUUCGGAGGGAGUGCGUCAUACUCUUUAAGAGAAUUUUCUGUUGUAAAAAGACGCAUUAGACCAUUUUUAAUAUAUAUAGACCAAAACUUUUUAUUUUUAAAUUCAAAACUAUGUCGAGUUAUGUUCAUUAAGUAUAUUCUUAGUGACAUCCCAAUGAAGAUCGAACGGCGUUUAAUGACAGUAAUAUAAUAGAGUAUGUAAUAUCGCGUAACCUUCUGGUUCCUGUAACACUCGACGACUCGUCAAUGUCGAAAAUCAGAAAUAUUUUCGGCUACACAGCCAGAAUCAAAAAAAAAAAAUAUAUAUGCGAAUGCAUGUUUAUUGAACAUUGUUCAUCUAUGUAACAGCAUACACCAUAAUCAUAUCUUAGUAGUAAAUGAAAUUUGACCAUGUAUAGGCCUACACAUAGUCUACCCUAAAAUAAAACGGAUAGCGGAUGGGUUUUUUUCCCACUGAACUUUGAUUAGAAAAAUACAUCCGCUAUCAUUUUAGUUUAUGGUAGAGCAUGUGUAUACGAGUUCGAAUUUCAUUAACUGCUACAAUGCUAUCGAUGAAAUUGUCAAUGAUUGUUUUCCUGGAGAGUGGCGAGUGAGACAGGAUGAGUGAUGUCUGCGACAAGGUUUGUGGCGCGUGUACAGUGAUAGUGACGUACGAAGUAGAGAUAGUAACGUGUGUGACAGUGGUAGUGACGUACGAAGUAGAGAUAGUGACGUGUGUGACAGUGGUAGUGACGUACAAAGUAGAGAUAGUGACGUGUGUGACAGUGGUACUGACGUAUACGAGGUAGAGUUAGUGACGUGUGUGACAGUGGUAAUGACGUACGAAGUAGAGAUAGUGAUGUGUGUGACAGUGGUAGUGACGUACGAAGCAGAGAUAGUGACGUGUGUGACAGUGGUAGUGACGUACGAAGUAGAGAUAGUGACAUGGUGACAGUGAUACUGACGUACGAAGUAGAGAUAGUGACGUGUGUGACAGUGGUAGUGACGUACGAAGGAGAGAUAGUGACGUGUGUGACAGUGAUACUGACGUACGAAGUAGAGAUAGUGACGUGUGUGACAGUGGUAGUGACGUAUACGAGGUAGAGUUAGUGACGUGUGUGACAGUGGUAGUGACGUAUACGAGGUAGAGUUAGUGACGUGUGUGACAGUGGUAGUGACGUACGAAGUAGAGAUAGUGACGUGUGUGACAGUGAUAGUGACGUACGAAGUAGAGAUAGUGACGUGUGUGACAGUGAUACUGACGUACGAAGUAGAGAUAGUGAUGUGUGUGACAGUGGUAGUGACGUACGAAGCAGAGAUAGUGACGUGUGUGACAGUGGUAGUGACGUACGAAGUAGAGAUAGUGACAUGGUGACAGUGAUACUGACGUACGAAGUAGAGAUAGUGACGUUUGUGACUGGUAGUGACGUACGAAGGAGAGAUAGUGACGUGUGUGACAGUGAUACUGACGUACUAAGUAGAGAUAAUGACGUGUGUGACAGUGGUAGUGACGUACGAAGUAGAGAUAGUGACGUGUGUGACAGUGGUAGUGACGUACGAAGUAGAGAUAGUGACGUGUGUGACAGUGAUAGUGACGUACGAAGUAGAGAUAGUGAAGUGUGUGACAGUGGUACUGACGUACGAAGUAGAGAUAGUUACGUGUGUGACAGUGGUAGUGACGUACGAAGUAGAGAUAGUGUCGUGUGUGACAGUGGUAGUGACGUACAAAGUAGAGAUAGUGACGUGUGUGACAGUGGUACUGACGUAUACGAGGUAGAGUUAGUGACGUGUGUGACAGUGGUAGUGACGUAUACGAGGUAGAGUUAGUGACGUUUGUGAUAGUGGUAGUGACGUACGAAGUAGAGAUAGUGACAUGGUGACAGUGAUACUGACGUAUACGAGGUAGAGAUAGUGACGUGUGUGACAGUGAUACUGACGUACGAAGUAGAGAUAGUGACGUGUGUGACAGUGACACUGACGUAUACGAAGUAGAGAUAGUGACAUGGUGACAGUGAUACUGACGUAUACGAGGUAGAGUUAGUGACAUUGGGACCGUGAUAGUGACGCACUAGCGAUAGUGACAUAUGAAGCAGAGAUAGUUACUUUUUGGGAAGGAAUAAUGACGUACGAGGUAGGGAUAGUGACGUGUGUGACAGUGAUACUGACGUACGAAGUAGAGAUAGUGACAUGGUGAGAGUGGUAGUGACAUAUAUACGAGGUAGAGUUAGUGACAUUGGGACCGUGAUAGUGACGCACUAGCGAUAGUGACAUAUGAAGCAGAGAUAGUUACUUUUGGGAAGGAAUAAUGACGUACGAGGUAGGGAUAGUGACGUGUGUGACAGUGAUACUGACGUACGAAGUAGAGAUAGUGACGUGUGUUACAGUGGUAGUGACGUACGAAGUAGAGAUAGUGACGUGUGUGACAGUGGUAGUGACGUACGAAGUAGAGAUUGUGACGUGUGUGACAGUGGUAGUGACGUACGAAGUAGAGAUAGUGACGUGUGUGAUAGUGGUAGUGACGUAUACGAAGUAGAGAUAGUGACGUGUGUGACAGUGGUAGUGACGUACGAAGUAGAGAUAGGGACGUGUAGGACAGGAAUAAUGACGUUUGACACAAGGAUAGUAACUUGUGGGACAGAGAUAUCGACACGUGUGGCAGGCAUAGUGAAGUACAGGCUAGGCAUAACGACGUGAGGGUGACGUACAGUAAGAGGCAGGGAUAGUGACUUGUGGGAAAUGGAUAAUGACGACCAAGGUAGGGACAGUGACUAGUGGAACAGGGAUAUUGACAUACAAGGCAGGGAUAUUGACGUACAAGGCAGGGAUAUUGACAUACAAGGCAGGGAUAUUGGCAUACAAGGCAGGGAUAUUGACAUACAAGGCAUGGAUAUUGACAUACAAGGCAGGGAUAUUGACAUACAAGGCGGGGAUAUUGGCAUACAAGGCAGGGAUAUUGACAUACAAGACAUGGAUAUUGACAUGCAAGGCAGGGAUAUUGACAUACAAGGCAGGGACAGUGACGUGUGGGACAGGGAUAUUGACAUACAAGGUAGGGAUAGUGACUAGUGGAACAGGGAUAAUGACGACCAAGGUAGGGAUAGUGACGUGUUGGACAGGGAUAUUGACAUACAAGGUAGUAUAGUUCCGUAUGGGACCGGAUAGUGACUUACGAGACAGUGUCGUGUGAGGUAGCGAUCGUUAGGUAUCCAGUCAGGGAGAACAACUGAGAUGUGAAUAUGUUACCAUACGAGGCUGGGAGAGUGUGGUAGAAUCCACCCACUGUCUAUUGAUUUACAUAAAUUCGUGUCAAGAAUUUAUUUUUAUAAAGAUGGUCCCUUUUAUGUAAAUAUAGUGUAUGUAAUAUUUCAAAGCUCUCUGUGUUUUACGUACCUGUACAUCAUUAUAGGUCACAAUUAUACGAUUUUCUCUUCUAAACAUGUUAUACAAUUUGCUUCAAACAUAAUAAAAUAUGUCGUUUAA